GCACCGUUUGUGUGGGACCACGAUGGCGAGACUCCAUCCGCCAUGGCCUUCAACACGUGGCAUCCCCGCUACGGCAACCACCUCGCAUGCGUCUCUGCAAACAUGCUCAUGCUGUUGGAGUGCAAGGAGGACGGCUCCAUUGCGUACACACACACCUUCUUCCACCCCACCGAGAGGGCGGCCGAGGAAGCGGCACGUCCGUUGGAUGCGGCCCCAUCCAGCACAGGGCCGACCCCGCCCACCACAGGGGCGAGUGAGCCUAACGCGGACAGCCCCGAAGAACCCACAGCUGAUGCGAGGGGGGUGGAGAGGUAUGCGGCGGUGGCGUGGAUGGUGGACGCGGAGGGGCGAGUGCUGGUGGCGGCGGGCGGCGAGCUGGGUGUGGUGCGCAUCGUUGACUUCCACUCGCGCCGCCCCUUCAAGACGCUAAUGGGGCAGGGGGGUGCCAUCACGGAUCUCUGUGCGCAUCCAUCUCAGCCGUCCAUUCUCCUCUCUGCCAGCAAAGACACGUCGGUGUGGGUGUGGCAUGUGGGCAGCGCCGUGUGCUGCGCCAUCCUGCUGGGCCUCCACCGCACACCCGUGCUCUCCGUGGACGUGAGUGGCAUCGAAGGCACCACCGUGGUGACGGCGGGGGAAGACGGCAGAGUGGCUGUGUGGGACCUCAGAGAGCAAAGGCAUCUCAUGCGUGAGGCGGCGGAGUGGACGGGAAGGCCCUCCGACUUCCCCACCAAGCAAGUCGUCCUGCCGGGCUUCGUGGCAGCAAGGGUGCACGCAGCGCCAGUGCAGCAAGCCGCCACGUAUGGAGGCCUCUUUCUGUCAAUGUGCACGACAGGCGCAGUGCUGCUGUGGCGGUGGACCUUCAUGCCCGGGCUCGAUAUAAAGGAGGGCACCUCUCAAACACUCCUCCACCUGCACACGCCUCCGCCCUCUGCUGCCCACCCACCCGCUGUUCACAACUCCACGGUCAGCGCACCCUCUCCUCCACGCCCCCCGCGCUUCGCCAUGACGGCCGCACGGCGCUUCCUCGCCCUCCGGAGCGGCACGAGUGAAGUGAAGGUCGUGAAAGUGGCGGAGCCCUCACAGCAGCUCAGCCUGCGCCCACCCACCAAAGCGCCAAUAACAGCCAUUGCACUUUCCCAUGAUGCCAGCAUCGUCAUGUGCUGCUGCGCCGAUGGUCAUCUGUACCGCUGGGAUGUCAGCCCUCCGCUGGACGACCUCACAACCAUCGUG
This is a messenger RNA of Closterium sp. Naga37s-1, 1230 nucleotides long. The record is from the annotation of a GenBank genome assembly. NCBI's taxonomy places the organism in Eukaryota, Viridiplantae, Streptophyta, Zygnematophyceae, Desmidiales, Closteriaceae.